Patiria miniata (bat star) is the source of this 1149-nucleotide messenger RNA. RefSeq names its product barrier-to-autointegration factor-like. The coding region runs from base 190 to 474 and encodes 94 amino acids. The record is from RefSeq and is a predicted model, not a curated record. Lineage: Eukaryota; Metazoa; Echinodermata; Asteroidea; Valvatida; Asterinidae. Gene Ontology annotation, molecular function: DNA binding. The transcript has 3 exons.
AACUAUUCGCGCGCCAGAAACCGUGUUAAGGAGCGCGAUCGCGCUCGCGCUCCUUAAAAAUUUUUCAGAUGAUGACUAUCCAUCGCAACCUGUAAAAAAGAGGAUAGGCUGCUUUAUAACUUUGCGUCGGAUUUAUCGCACAAGCAAGAUUUUUUUCAAACUCGUACUUGAACCUUUUCUCCAGCAAGCAUGGCUGAAGGGGCACAGACAACCACCAACAAACACAGGCAAUUUGUAUCUGAACCCAUGCGGGACAAAGCAGUGACGGAACUGGGUGGAAUCGGCCCGGCAUCUGGUGAGAAGUUAGGAGAGGCCGGAUUUGAAAAGGCCUACAAUGUUCUCGGUCAGUUCCUGGUGCUGAACAAAGACAAACAGCUCUUCACUGAUUGGCUGAAGGCAAGGACACCGGCUAAUAACAAGUGUGCCAACGAUUGCUAUAAUUGCCUCAAAGAUUGGAGUGAUGCCUUUGUGUAAGGACACAAUACUGGAGAACAAAUUACGGCCAUGGGGAUCAAAAAUUUAGACGAUUUUUUUAUAUAAUAUUUUGUCGCAAAUUUAACAAGUGGACACCGUAACUAACGUUAAAUAAAAUGAGAGAUUUAGCUGUUAAUCCAUUUUAAUAGCAGAUCAAUUGAAAAUUUUAUGACCACAGUGUCUCACAGUAAGGACCUCAGAGGGAAAUUCAUCCAUUAAACAUUAUGUUCCUUUCACGAUCUUAUAUGGACCUCUUUCGACAAUCUCUGUAUCAAAAUGUUACAUAAGUUACAUGUGGACACCACAUAGUGGUCAUAAAAUAUGUCCACAGAGUGGUUCUCCUUUCUAAAUUCUAUGUAAUUUGACUACAACUUCAGUAAAUGAAAAUAAAAAAUGGUUAAAUGUAAACAAUUAUUUUGCCCAAAUUGAAAAUGGCAUCUUAUUGGCUCCAGUCUUGUAAUACAAAUUGUAUGUAACUAAAGCCUCUGGUUUUAACUCUGUGGACUAGCACACAUUAAUGAGUGUGCAUUGUAUUUCCCUGUACACGCGUAGUUUAUUAUAAAUGUGUAUAAAUUCAACUCAGCAUCGCAGAAUUGUAAAUUUGUCAUCAUAAUUCAAUUGCAAGUCAUCGCUGUCUCUACUCAAUUGACAAGCUAUCUCUCACUUUAACUGAAA